Messenger RNA from Kwoniella botswanensis, 2928 nucleotides. RefSeq lists its product as uncharacterized. NCBI's taxonomy places the organism in Eukaryota, Fungi, Basidiomycota, Tremellomycetes, Tremellales, Cryptococcaceae. The record is from RefSeq and is a predicted model, not a curated record. Gene Ontology annotation, biological process: rRNA processing. Bases 1 to 2928 code for a protein of 975 amino acids. The transcript has 6 exons. Gene Ontology annotation, cellular component: nucleolus; small-subunit processome.
AUGGCAAGAGGUUCGCAGCCCUUCUCGGCGUCCACAUCAUCGGGUAACAAAAAAACAAAACCCAUCAACGGCUCAAAAGCUAAAAGGAGGCAAGACCCCUCGAACGCUUAUACUUAUAUUCCUGCCUUGCCUAAACGACAUCGUACUUCCGCAGCUCAGUUAUCAGUAUCGAAGGAUGAAUUGGAGCUUGCUGGGCCAUCAAGAAGAGCCAAUGAAGAUUCCGACGAUGAGGAUGAAGAUAUGCAGAGUAGGAUCAAAAAGGUGGCAAUGAUGAUCGCAGAUGAUGAGAACACGGGUGAAAUAGAAAGCGAUGAGUCCGAUAUUGACUCGGACGAAGCUUGGCAAUCAGAUGGGAGUGAUGAAGAGAGAUGGGGUGAUGUAUUCAGAGAACUGGAUAAAGGGAAAGCUAAGAAAGGGAAAUCCAAGGCUAAGGAAGUAGUAAGAAAGCCUGCGAAGCCACUCACAGUCAACUUAGAUGAGAGUGACGAAGAGCUUGUCUCAAAGAGCAAAGGUAAAGGGAAUAAAGCGGUCAAAGCACCAUCAUCCGUCGAAGAGGAUGAGGAGGAUGAGGAGAUUAGUGAUGGAGACGGAGAACUAGCCGAGGAUGAUGAUGAUGAGGAGGACAUGGGUGAAGGGAGCGAAGAUAACGAGGAGGAGGAGGAAGAAGAUGAAGAUGAAGACUCAGAGGCUGAAUUACCCUCUGAUCUUUCGGAAGAUGAUGAAGAUCCGGAAAAUCUCGAUGGUCUAGAUGCUUUUGUCGACUCGCUGGUCUCGGAGGACAAGAAGAGGAAAGCGGAUGGACAGGAGAAGGUCGAGCAAGCUAAGAAACGACGAGUGUUACCUGUAGUAUCAGGACCAGGCUUGAAGGACAACGGUGAUCUUGCUUUGAAAAACAAUGAAAAACUCGACUUAUCAUCCCUCAUCUCGUCACAUCCCUCACUAUCUGGUGCCUCCGCUCUCCUCCCUUCCAAGUCCGACAAUAAGAAGUCAACAUCUAUCCUCAAGCAAGGUUUGGUCUCUGCGCCUUUACCGACAGUCGUGCAAGAACGUUUAGACCGAGAAGCUGCGUACGAGAAGACCAGAGAGGAAGGACAGAAAUGGGCUGGUGUGAUGAAACGAGUCAAAGAAGCUGAACAUUUGUCAUUCCCAUUACAACCUGAACAACGUGGUGGAGUGAAAGGUAACAACGAAAUAUUGUCAGGAUUCAAACCUUCGAACAAGUUGGAAUCUGCCGUAACCGCUUUAUUGAAUAAAGCCAAUUUGACGGAAGAUAGCCUGACUAAGAGAGAGGAUCUGGCAUUAGAAGCUCAAGAGAUGACUUUGGAAGAAAUCAAAGAGAGAAGAGACGCAUUGAGGUAUCAGCGCGAAUUGAUGUUUAGAGCAGAAGCCAAGGCGAAGAGAGUAGCCAAGAUUAAAUCGAAGACAUUCCGAAAAUUGGCUAGAAAGAGAGCUGCUAAAGAAAAUCCCGGAAUGGAUCUUGAAGAUCUGGAGAGAUUGGAUCCCGAGGCCGCUGCCGAAGAACGGGAGAAAAUGGAAAGAGACCGAGCGAGGGAACGAGCCACUUUGAGGCAUGGUGCCAAAACUGGUCGAUGGGCUAGGGAUAUAGGUGGAGAUAACGCAGAACUCGAGGAUAGGAGAAGAGCGAAAGAAGAGAUGCUGAAUAUGAAGGAGAAAUUGCAAAGAAAGAUAAUGGGUAAAGAUGAAGGCUCAGAUUCCUCCUCUGACGAAGAUGAAGAAUCGGAAGAAGAUGAGGAGAUGAUCAAAUCCCGAGCAUUUGAUCAAUUGGCUGCGCUCGAUGCCAAGAACGCUGCUGAUCAGGAAGCUAAGGGUAAAGCAGGAAAGGGAUUGAUGCAAAUGGCUUUCAUGAAAAAGGCUGAAGAAAGGGAAAUGAAGAAAGUUGCAGAAACAGAAGCUGAACUGAGAAGAGAUAUCGAAAUGUUCGGUGAAGAGCGCGGAACCGAGGAUGAGGAUGAUGAAGAGGAGGAAGAUGAGAGACCUAGCAUGCUGAGAGUGGGUGGGAAUGAGGGAAGAAUGGUUUUCUCUGGGCCACAACGAACGUCAACAAUACAGGAUGAUGAGAUCCCUCAGCCAGCUCAAACCAAAGGACCAUCAGUAUUUUCCAAGCCUCGUGAACCUACUCCUCCUAUCGAAGAGUCUCUUCCAGAUCAUAACCCAUGGUUGACUUCGACAUCUUCAGCCGGACCGUCACGGAAGCGCAAUGCCUUAGUCGGUUCGGCCAAUGCUAAAGCAGAAGACAAGAUCACCAGAUCAUUGAAGAAGGCCGUCAAAGGUAAAGAGGCCGAAUUAGAUGACGAGAAGGUUGAGAUUUCGCUGGAAGCAAAUACAACCUCAUCCUCAACAUCGAACAAGAAAGGAAAGAACAAGAAAGCUACCCAACCCACAAAUGGCGAUGUUAGUGAUAGUGAGGACGAGAAUGAAGAAUUGCUGCCCAUCUCAGGGAAAGGUAUCAAAGCUUUCCAACAACGUGAUUUGGUUGCACAGGCCUUUGCCGGUGAUAAUGUUGUAGAAGAGUUUGCUAGGGAGAAGGAGAAGCAGGUGGAGAUGGAUGCUCCGAAGGUUGAAGAUACCUCAUUACCUGGAUGGGGUGCAUGGGGUGGUAAAGGAGCUAAAAAGAAGAAACAUGUCAAUCCCAAAUUCCUCGUCAAGACAGCCGGUAUCGAACCCACUCAACGAAAAGACUUCAGCAGAUCGAAUGUCAUUAUCACCGAAAAGAAAGACAAGAAAGCCUCUCAGUUCUUAUUGCAAGAUCUUCCUUACCCUUACACUUCGAAAGAACAGUAUGAGAGAAGCUUUAAUAACCCCGUUGGGAGCGAAUGGAAUUCUCGGAGUGCAUUCCAGAAAGGUACUUUACCCAGAAUUGUCAAGAAGCCUGGCGCCAUCAUCGAACCUGUUCGAAGGAUGUUUUAG